GUAUAUAUACUUCUUAAAGUAAGCACAUUUUCCCGAAAAGGAAACAUACUUUUUUUUUCUACUUUAAUAGAGGAGUUUAAAAAUGGAAGAGGCAGUUUGGUCACCUCAAAUUGUGGAGGAGCUGUUGUUUCGCCAAUUCAUCAAAAAUGAGGAUAUAUCGCAGUUGCUGCCGCCGCCACCGAAAUAUUCCAAUGAAAAUUUCUUAGAGCAGUACCAUCAGGCCACCAAAAUGUUGUUCAGCUACGUGCGUAAUGGGCCCGCUACGGCGUUGUCUCAGCAUAAUGUCAACACCGCCGCGGGCAAGCACUACAAUAUGACGCCAAGCAAGCCCCUGAUGGGCAGUCGGACCCCGACCCCCAAGCCGGCCGUGGAUCCGCAGAAGAUUCAUUCACAAAUACCCAUUGUGGACCUCGUGAAUAUGCCUUUGGCGCCAAAAUCCGCAUCUUUACCAACGCCGCCGCUGCAGAAAUCCGCCAAGGUCGAGUGGCCUGCCGGCGUCCCUACGAAUAACAUGUUGAAGAGCAAUAGCCGGUCUAAGGUGGUUCCGCUUACGGUGAAGAGGGUGGCGGCGCAACAGACCGUCGAUCCAGACCUAAUCUUCAGCCAAAACACAGAGGAGCUUCCGCUGAGUGUGAUUUUCGCCCAUUUCCCCAAGGCCUUGAAAUCUAUCUCGGCAGUCCGAAACGCGAGUGGUGAUUGGCGUGCUGAUACCUUUACACAUGAGGAAGAACAGUUCUACAAAAGAGAGCUGGGGUUUGAGUUUCUUGGUCCUAGUCAGUGUUGUUAUAAAAAAAGUUUACUUACCCAGCGCUAAUAAAAAAAAUCUUAUCUAAAUACGCUUUCUCACGUCCUAGAUCCAAAUUUUCGACAUCGAUUAUAUCCUCUUAUGCUAGAUACUUUCAAGGUGCUUUCUGAUUAAUAGAUUUGU
Molecule: messenger RNA, 928 nt
Organism: Phytomonas sp. Hart1
Lineage: Eukaryota; Euglenozoa; Kinetoplastea; Trypanosomatida; Trypanosomatidae
Source: the annotation of a GenBank genome assembly